Messenger RNA from Drosophila arizonae, 1187 nucleotides. It is a transcript of the gene mdlc, whose product is annotated as RING finger protein mdlc. Gene Ontology annotation, biological process: snoRNA splicing. The record is from RefSeq and is a predicted model, not a curated record. Lineage: Eukaryota; Metazoa; Arthropoda; Insecta; Diptera; Drosophilidae. Gene Ontology annotation, molecular function: metal ion binding. Gene Ontology annotation, cellular component: U2-type spliceosomal complex.
UGCAACACAAAAAUAUAGCAAAGCAUUAAACGUAAAUAAGCCGGUAGCAAUUGGAGUACUUACUGUAAAUAGUUGCUAUUAACUGUAAUAUAAUGUCUGAAGAGGCGCCCAGUACGUCUAGUUUUGGCUUUAAGAAGCGGAAUGUUAACAGAAGCGCCGGCAUGCGGCGAAAGAAAGUCAGCAGCAGCAGCAGUGAUUCAGCUAAAAAUAGCGACGAGGAGUCACAUAGUAAAACCAGCGCUUUACUUCGUGCCGAAAAUCGACGAAAACGUACGAAUCCCAACUUUCAGAGCACCAAAACUGCGAAACGAAGAGCGGAAACGGGCGUCGCAGCUGGAAAUGUCUCAGACAGCGAUUCAGACUCUGCUGGCGAUGCCAAUGGAGUGCUCGUUGCAUAUAAAUCGAAACGCGAAGGCAUACCCAGCGGCCCGCAAGAUCAGGGCGCAACCUCCAUAAAUGAAGUGGAUACCGAACUGGAUCGCGAUGCCCAGGCAAUCCAUGCGCGCUCGGUCAAAAUCAACGAAGAACUUGAAGGAAAGGCAGACGACAAGAUCUACCGUGGUCUCAAUAAUUAUGCGCAGUACUAUAAGAAGAAGGACACGGCAGCUGGCAACGCCAGUUCAGGCAUGGUACGAAGUGGACCUAUACGGGCGCCGGCUCAUUUGCGUGCCACUGUCCGUUGGGACUAUCAGCCAGACAUUUGCAAGGAUUACAAGGAGACGGGCUACUGUGGAUUUGGCGACAGUUGCAAGUUCUUGCAUGAUCGCAGCGACUACAAAGCAGGCUGGCAACUGGAAAUGGAUCACGAGGCGCAGCGCAAGGGAGAAUGCGAUUCGGAUGGGGAUGAUACCAAAUACGAGAUCCACUCAGAUGAGGAGUCUUUACCAUUCAGAUGUUACAUAUGCAGGGGGAGUUUUGUCAAUCCUGUAGUUACCAAGUGUAAGCAUUACUUCUGUGAGAAGUGUGCUCUAGCUCAGUACAAAAAAUCGCAGCGCUGCAUCAUUUGCUCACAGCAAACCAAUGGCAUAUUUAAUCCUGCUAAGGAGCUUAUAGCUCGUCUCAAAACAGAACCCAUGGAAGAUUUAGAUGGUGAUGAAGACAAUGAAAACAAUCAUCAUGACAAUAGCAAAGAGCAAGAGCCGGCUAUAUCCUCGAAUAGUGAUAGCGAUUAAUCAGGUUGUUUUAAA